Messenger RNA from Sycon ciliatum, 2962 nucleotides. Its product is annotated as arylsulfatase-like. Gene Ontology annotation, cellular component: cytoplasm. NCBI's taxonomy places the organism in Eukaryota, Metazoa, Porifera, Calcarea, Leucosolenida, Sycettidae. The record is from RefSeq and is a predicted model, not a curated record. Gene Ontology annotation, molecular function: sulfuric ester hydrolase activity. The transcript is spliced from 12 exons. The coding region runs from base 396 to 2054 and encodes 552 amino acids.
GAUGCCAAGUCCGGUAUGGAAUCAACGAUGCAGCCGCGGGGCUGCCUGCACUGUCAAGAUAAUUCCAAUGAUUUUCGGUCGUUGGGCCUUAUACCAUGGGGGGAGCGGAGAAAUAAUUCUCUACCGCCCAUCAUCCUUGUGUGCCCUAGCUGCGAACGGGUGACAACAAGCUGAAUCCAGGUUAUGCGUACACGCUAGAACACCAGUCCCAGUGUUUGGAGAAACCCUUUGCCAGCAGAUCUAUGAUCUAUCCGAAACUGUCUGCUUUUAGCGAACGGAACAGCUGCUACAGCGUUUUGGCGAAGUGAGUUUGACCAGCUAGAUCAGUACAUUAUACAGUAGCGCGGCACUAGCACUUGCUUGUGGCACCAGUAGAGCGUGGCUACAUACUAAGCAUGGCACAGUGCAGGUAUGGCUCAAGGCUGCUGUUAGCGGCGCUACUGCUACUAGAUAUUAUAUUGCUACAGCAAGGGGCGCUCGCUAGGAACGCAACGCCGGCGGCGUCGACGGAGCAGCUAGCGGCCGGCGAGGUCAACGUCAUCCUACUGAUGGCCGAUCAGAUGCGUUUCGACGUGAUGGGCGUCGCGAACAACCCCGUUGCCAUGACUCCCAACCUCGAUAAGUUGUCCAGCGAAGGAAUGCUGUUCACGAAUGCCUAUAGUUCGACGCCGACGUGCACACCAGCCAGGGCAGCCAUCUUGACCGGACUGAACCCGUGGAAUCACGGCAUGAUUGGUUACGGCAGUAUAGCCCACCGUUACCCGCUGGAGAUUGCCAGAUACCUAUCCUCCGUCGGCUACAUGACACACUCGAUUGGCAAGGACCAUUUCGGCUGGAAUAAGAGUCUUCACGAAGGCGUGCCCCAUGGAUAUGAUAGCACAAUGCUGUACGAUGGUUUACUGGCGGAGGAUGACGACUAUGAUCAAUGGUUCCACUCACUGUUGCCUGGUGUUGACGCCAUGGAGACUGGUCUGACGUUCAAUGACUAUCGUGGUCGUGCCUAUGCCCUGCCCGAGUACUACCACCCCACCGCCUGGGUCGGCAGACACACCGUGGAAUGGCUGGAUGCCUACGACUCAACACAGCCGUUCAUGCUGAAGGCGUCGUUUCAUCGCCCGCACAGCCCCUAUGACCCGCCCGAGCGUGUCAUGAAUCUUUACGACCCGGACAAGAUGCCACGGCCGUAUCGCGGUGACAGUUGGGACGAUGUGUUUGCCACCAAGUUCAACAAGACCCCGGACCCGGGCAUCUGGUGUGGCAACAUCACCUGGGAGGAUUUGAAGACCAGCCGUCAGGCGUACUACGCUAGCGUGACCUAUGUUGAUGAAUGGAUAGGCAUGAUCUAUGACAUGCUGCAGAUGAAGGGACUUCUAGAUAAUACCUUGAUCAUCUUCACAGCUGACCAUGGAGACAUGUUGGGUGACCACUACCAUUACAGAAAGGGAUACCCGUAUGAAGGAUCAGCACAUGUCCCUUUUAUCAUCCGAUGGCCAAACAAAAACCUCAGCCCUGCCAACGGAGGACCAGUUGUCGCCGAUCGUGGUUCCCGUAGCGAUAAGGUUGUGGAACUGCGCGACAUCUUCCCAACAUUUGCCGAGGCGAGCGGGCACUCACUGGAAAGUGCCGGCCUGAAAGUGGACGGUGCUAGUGUUCUCGCCUUGCUACGAGCAUCACCGGCAAACAGUGAUGGCAUGGCAACUGCAGCACCAUGGCGACAGUGGAUUGACAUGGAACAUGACAUCUGCUACAAUGUCACUAAUCACUGGAACUCUCUAACGGACGGCAAGAUGAAGUACAUCUUCAAUGCUUACUCCGCCACUGAACAGCUGUUCAACCUGACCGCCGAUUCAGCCGAGUACCACGACCUAGCUGCGGUGGCCGACUAUCAGACCGAGCUGAAAACCUGGAGAGAGCGUCUUGUCGAUCAGUUCGUGCAGGAGCAGCGCGGUCCCGUCUGGGUGCAGAAUGGCCAGCUGAUGCGGAGAGUGAAGGGGCAAACCUACUCUCCGAACUAUCCCAAGACGUCGACAUCACCCGCUGCACGUGUUGUCUGAUCGGUGAUUCAGUGUUGGUUGUGGUGCCUGCCUGCCAGCCAUAGCGGCUGUCUAUUGUUAUCAGGUACUUACUGACUGUAGCUUUCAUUAGGAUAUUCUUUUUAUUAAUUUAAUGCCGAACCGUGAUGGCGGCUGCAGCUAGGGAAGCACGCACAAAAUGAAUCGUAUGUCGUGGCUAGCGCCGCCGGGCAUUCCUGAAUCAGUGUUUCGACGGUUGGUUUCUCUCUAGCCAUGUCCCGUGGUAGGUGUGACCUGAUGACCUUGCUGCAGAAAUGUGUGCGUCGCGUAUCCCACAAUAGAAAUCUCUGGCAACCGUCCAGUGAGGCUCAGGGGACGUUGUUCUUGUUAGUCUCCUAUUCCAGAAGUCUAGAUUCUCUAGACUUUCUUACACUGUUACUCUGAAUCUGCUUCCCAUUAGACAAUUGGUGCUCUUUUCGAAAAGUUUCUCCCAGCCGUCAUUCGGUUGGGUCAAACUUUUUAUUCUAUUUUGCCCUGGGGCGGAACAAGAAGAUAAUCGGACAUUGUUAUUACUAUCUUUUAUCUACCAGUACCAUGUACCAUGUACUGGUAGAUAGUAUUCUUUAUUCUCACACAAAGAUUUCCUGAUAUUGUCACCCAUUUGCGGCGUUUAGUUAGAUAUUUGAACCCCACUUUUUUUUUGGAAUGAUCAGUAUAUUUUUCUGGAUCAAGAGCGCUGGCGCUGCAUUUCCUUAUUUGCACCUUCGCCAUGCCGAUAUUCUCUUGCUGCUGCCAUGGUUGCAUGUUUUUGGAAUUAUUAUUUUUUGAAUUUCUAUUCUCUCUAUUAUUUUCUCGGUCUCUCGGCACUGUGAGAAUGAUACUACUCUCUCGGUACUGCGUCGUAGUGCUUUGACGCACUUGCAAUAAAUGCAUUGGUCUGACGUGAUGGA